Melopsittacus undulatus (budgerigar) is the source of this 2873-nucleotide messenger RNA. Its product is annotated as zinc finger protein 501-like. Gene Ontology annotation, molecular function: DNA-binding transcription factor activity, RNA polymerase II-specific; RNA polymerase II cis-regulatory region sequence-specific DNA binding. The transcript has 4 exons. Bases 468 to 1814 code for a protein of 448 amino acids. The record is from RefSeq and is a predicted model, not a curated record. Gene Ontology annotation, biological process: regulation of transcription by RNA polymerase II. Lineage: Eukaryota; Metazoa; Chordata; Aves; Psittaciformes; Psittaculidae.
CCGCUGCCGCCUCGGCCGCAGCUCCGGUCCCGGCCGGCCGCCGCGCACAUGGCCCCGGAUCUGCAGUCACUGUUGGUUUAAACCUCCUGGGUGGUGUGAAGAGAAACAGCUUUGUGGCCAAAAGCAGCAGAACACCAAGAGAGCAGAGAGUUUGCUUCCCAGCCCUGAGGGUUGUAAACAAAACUUUGGGAAUCAGUAUAACCAGUGCGGUGGUGUCUUCCAAAAUCUGCAGAUCACCUGAAGCCAGACCUGAGGGGUUUAUCUUUGCUGCAUUCACCUCGUAUUCUGACCUUCCACACAUAAGAGGAUGAUGUUAACUCUGUAAGCAGUUCCAUCCAGCUAAUCGCCUUACCUCAUGCUCCAGCAUCCAUUUCUGAGCAGGUGACAGGACCACGGGCGACACACAGAAGGGCAAGAUUCAUCAGGGAAGUGCUGUGAGAGCUGGACUGCAUCUGUUCCCCUCCAGAAUGCUCAAAGGAGAUAAACUCCAGGAUGCUGAUCAAAGACAUGACUGCAAGCAGGAGCUGGAGAUAGAAAGUGAGGUGGAGACAUCUUAUGGAGAGAGGCAGAGAAUGGUAACUCCCUGUGGGAUGGAAGUCUGGGAGUGCGACAACAGUGGUAGAGCUCACAUGAGCAAGGUUAUCCUUGCUGGUGACAAGCCAGACCCACCCAUUUGUGGGAACGGCACCAUCUGGAUUCAGCAGAUGGGAGAGAAAACCUACGAGUGUCCCGAGUGCGGGAAGAGCUUCAGCCGGAGCUCAUACCUGAGCCAGCACCAGAGGAUCCACUUGGCAGAGAAACCCUUCAGCUGCUCCGAAUGUGGGAAGAGCUUCACCCGCAACUCGGACCUGAUUAAACACCAGCGGAUCCACACUGGUGAGAAGCCCUACCAGUGCAGUGAGUGUGAGAAGACCUUCAGCCAGAGGUCCAAUGUAAUCAGGCACCAGCGGACCCACACAGGAGAGAGACACUACCAGUGCAAUGAAUGUGGGAAGAGCUUCAGCCAGAACUCACACCUCAUUGUCCACCAGCGGAGCCACAAGGGUGAGAAACCCUUUAAUUGCCCACGGUGCGAGAAAAGCUUCAGCGAUCGCUCCUCCCUGAUCAUACACCGGAGAGUCCACACUGGAGAGAAGCCCCACAAGUGCCAGGAAUGCGGGAAGCAUUUCCGGGACAGCUCGGCCAUCAUUCGGCAUCAGAGGAUCCACACGGGAGAAAAACCAUAUGAGUGCACCGAGUGUGGAAAAGCCUUCCGGCAGAGCUCCUCGCUGGUGACCCACAUGCGAACACACACAGGUGAGAAGCCCUACAAGUGCCCCGUGUGUGGGAAGGGCUUUAGCCAGAGCUCAGCGCUCACCACUCAUCGCCGGAUCCACGGUGGGGCAGCCUUGCCCAUAUACCAUGGUAGGCUGCUGCCCAACCCCUACCAGUGCACUGAGUGCGGCCGGAGGUGCAGCGACCACUCCACCCUGACCAAGCACCAGAGCACGCAUGCCGAGGAGCGGCCCUACAUCUGUGUGGAGUGCGGGGACAGCUUCCGAUGGAGCUCGGCUCUCAACGUGCACCUGAGGAUCCACCGUGGGGAGAGACCAUACAAGUGUGAGGAGUGCGGAAAAGCGUUCAGGCACAGCUCAGCCCUCGGUGCCCACCUGAGGAUCCAUGCAGGAGCCAAGCCCUACGAGUGUGGUGAGUGUGGGAAAAGCUUCCGGAAAAGCUCAACACUUAAAGUGCAUUUGACGAUCCACACAGCCAAGAAACCUUAUAAAUGUAUGCUGGGUAGGAGAAUGCUCACUUCCAGCUCACUUCUGCCAUAGGGCUGCAGUGCAUGUUCAGAGCGGGAAACAAAAGCACCUGGAAAAGGUGGGUGAUGAGACCCACGUUGGGAAGAGACUGACUGGAGGCAUGGUGACUGGCGUCAGGCCUGGCUGCUUACCCCAGCGGCACAAAACCCAUUAGGAGGUUUGGAAGCAGGGAGUCAGUCGUAAGAGUCAAGUGCUGGUUUAGGAAGAGUGCAGAGAGCCUAAGGAAUGGGCACCAGCUUCUGGGUAAAUUGGGACCAGUGAAUAUAUGGUAGAAUAACAACUGGGAGAAUCAGGCUUGUAAAAUAACUUUACAAUUAAGGUGAAGAUCAAAAUACAAAGUCCCAGGCUAGUUUUGACUCAAAACUUUAGCUUGUUAGGCACUGUGGUAGUCUUAGGAACUCUUUUUAUUACCUUCCCUUACUUUUCAUGAAUGUAGUAAGUUAACCCAGUGUUUGACAAGGCAUUUCCAAAUCUUUUGAGUCUGAGACUUUGGAGCUGAACUUCAGUCUGUUUGUCUUUUCUAAUUCUUUUUCCAAAUCUUAGACAGGACAGUGAAUUCCUACCUCUGCACGCAAAGCCUGAGUGACACAAUAGCUGAGCAACACAAAACUGUCAUGGCUUUCCCCACGAAACAGGGAUGUGCAAGCACUUCCAGUUGGAAUGCUGCCCUUCACUAGUCUGUGGCAGCUUCUCCUAAAUUUGCCCUUGGUGGUCUGGAGCACCUUCCAGCUUGCAGUAUCGAUGAAACAUGGGCAAAAGUGUGGCCUUACCUUAUUUAACCAAAAGAAAUAGCCUCCCCUCCGAUACCUUAGUGUGAACUGGUGCACAAUGAGUUCUUACUGGUAGUCCAGAGACUGUUGGCAGUUUUGUAGUCUUUUGUAUGAUACUCUUCAGCUCAAUAUCAUUGGUAAAGUAUUAGCAUAUAAAGCUCAUCAUUAUGAGUUAGGAAUUACUGUAUUUGCAUUUUUUUGCUAUGUUAAUGGCUGUAUAUUACAUAAACUUCCCCUGUAUCAGUAUGUUUUAUUACUAGCUACAUGUUUCUACCCUAAAUAAAACCUUUCUUUCCCUCUG